This is a messenger RNA of Castor canadensis (American beaver), 612 nucleotides long. Its product is annotated as homeobox protein MSX-3-like. Gene Ontology annotation, molecular function: RNA polymerase II transcription regulatory region sequence-specific DNA binding; DNA-binding transcription factor activity, RNA polymerase II-specific. Gene Ontology annotation, cellular component: nucleus. Lineage: Eukaryota; Metazoa; Chordata; Mammalia; Rodentia; Castoridae. Gene Ontology annotation, biological process: embryonic morphogenesis; regulation of transcription by RNA polymerase II. The record is from RefSeq and is a predicted model, not a curated record.
AUGGCUCCGGCGUCGCUGGACAUGAACUCGGCUGGGCUAAGGGCGCGCGGCGGGGGCGGCGCGGGACCGAGUCCACUGACUUUCAGCGUCGAGUCUCUGCUGGAGGCGGAGCGCGGGUUGGGUUCCAAGACCCAGGAGCCCGGGGAGGAGAGGCCCCAGGGCGCCGCGGAGCCCGGAGCCUGGCUCCCGCCGGUCGCUCGCGCGUGUCCCCCACGUGCCCCCAGCCCUCCAUCCUGCACCCUCCGAAAACACAAGAACAACCGCAAGCCGCGGACGCCCUUCACCACGACGCAGCUGCUGGCGCUGGAGCGCAAGUUCCACCAGAAGCAGUACUUGUCCAUUGCCGAGCGCGCCGAGUUCUCCAGCAGCCUGAGCCUCACCGAGACGCAGGUCAAGAUCUGGUUUCAGAACCGUCGGGCCAAGGCCAAGCGACUGCAGGAGGCCGAGCUGGAGAAGCUGAAGCUGGCGGCCAAGCCACUGCUGCCCUCGUUCGCCCUGCCCUUCCCCCUGGGCGCCCCGCUGCACGGCUCCGCGCCCGCGCUCGGAGGCGCGGUGGUGCCCGGGAUCCUGGCGCGGCCGGUCGCCGCCUAUGGCAUGUACUACUUAUCUUAG